UUUUUCACCGUUUUCUUCAACAUGGGCUCCAUUACGAAUGACAAUUACAAACCUCCGCUGGACAAGACGCCACGCGUUCCCAAAAGUAUUACAAAGUCCCGCAUCAAUAACUUCAUGGCUAGCGAAAGUCAAUUCUUUGAUAUGGGCAUCCAGACAGCCUUCUGGGAACUCCGAUUAUCUGGUGAACCGCACGUAACUUUAUUCGUGUACAAUGUUCCUGAUACUGAGCGUAUAUCGUUCCAGGACGCUGUUUCACGAAAAUUUGAAAAAUUCAAUGUGCAGGAGACCGAAUUUGCACCGAUCUGGUCCACCCACUGGUUCCAUGUUGAUGUCCUUAUUCCCGACGUUAUGAAUAACCGUAAAGUUGUCUUUCAGUGGGAUAUGGAUUGUGAAGGCAUGGUCUGGAGCACCGACGGCGUGCCGCUGCAAGGUCUUACAGGAGGAACUGACCAGGCGCGCCAUGAAUAUAUCCUAUCGAUGAAUGCCAAGGCCGGCGAAAGAUAUAGCUUUUUUAUAGAGGCUGCCUGUAAUGCCAUGUUUGGCUUGAGCUAUGGUGAUUCGAUGGUCCCUGACCCUACUCGCACCUACAAGAUCAAGACCGCGGAUUUGGUGGUACCUAAUGAAGACAUCCAAGCGCUUUACCAUGACUUGAGCAUUAUCCAAGGAAUUGCCUAUGAUACGGAUGACGAUUCGCAGCGAGCUCGGCGAGCUUUGUGGCUCGUCAAUGAAGUGAUUGAUCGCUUCCAUGCACGCAGUGAUGAAUCUAUUAAGCAAUGCUUAGCUUUGACGCGAGAAUUCUUGUCCAUGCAUAAUGGUGGCAGUCAGCACAAAGUGACGGCAAUCGGUCAUUGCCAUAUCGAUACCGCGUGGCUAUGGCCAUAUGACGAAACCAAGCGUAAAAUAGCACGUUCAUGGUCCAGUCAGAUCGAAUUAAUGGACCGUUAUCCAAAUUUUAUCUUUACCGCUUCUCAGACCCAACAAUACGAAUGGCUUCGCGAACUCUAUCCGAUAGUCUUUGAAAAAAUCAUUGAGAAGGAGAAAGCCGGCCAAUGGGAAAUUAUCGGCGGUAGCUGGGUUGAACAUGAUACCAAUAUGCCUAGCGGUGAAUCUCUGUGUCGCCAAAUGCUGUUAGGUCAACGGUUUUUUGAAAAAUACUUUGGCAAGCGGGCAAAGGUGUUUUGGUUGCCUGACUCCUUUGGCUAUUCUGGACAGUUACCCCAAAUCCUCAAGCAAUCGGGAUGUGAUUACUUUUUCACACAAAAGCUUUCCUGGAAUAACAUUAACAAGUUUCCUUUGACAACCUUUUGGUGGACUGGGAUUGAUAACACCAGUAUCCUUGCUCAUCUUACUCCAGCGGAAACCUACAAUGCGGCCGUCACUCCAGCGGAACUGCACAAAUGCGUCGUUAACCAUCAUGACAUUGAGUAUUCCAAUCAAAGCUUGCUUGUCUUUGGUAACGGUGAUGGCGGAGGUGGACCCGCUCCAGAAAUGCUUGAACGCCUCAGCCGUGUCAGAGAUGUGGACGGUAUUCCCACUUGCGUCCCUGGGACUGUACAUGGAUUUUUUGAAGAACUUGUAGCAAAAUCAGACAGGUUGCAAUCUUACAAAGGAGAACUGUAUUUGGAAUUCCAUCGUGGAACCUAUACCACCCAAGCUCUUGUGAAGUACGGUAACCGAAAGGGCGAAGUUUUGAUCCGUGACGUGGAAUUCCUUGCGACGAUGGCCAAGAUCAUUGGUAGAGACAAAUACCGAUAUCCCCGAGAUGAAGUUGACAAGUUCUGGAAGUAUAUUUGCCUCAACCAAUUCCAUGACUGCUUACCUGGAUCGGCUAUCGGUUUGGCCUAUAAAGACGUUCACAAGUUUCAUCGAGAAGUUAUUUCUCAAUCUUUAUUGCUGCGCCAUAAUGCGCAAUCUGCGAUUAUGGCUUAUCAUGCUACGGCAGCACCGAAAGCAACUGCUGAGAAUGAAGGAAUCCUUGUUUUUAAUACAUUGCCUUGGGCAAGAACGGCUGUUGUUACGGUUCCCGAAGCUCAAACAUCUUGGUCAAAUCAACAAUGGGAAGACGGUCAUGAGCUGGUUGUCGUACAACAAGUACCAGGAUUUGGUGCGACGGGUUUCAUGGGCACGGCCACUUACUUCCCCGAAAUAGGAGCAGAAAAAGCUGCUAAAGCGUAUCGACUGGAAUCUGGCCUAUUUGUGCUUGAAAAUCCUCUUUUGCAAGCCACAUUUAACAAGGAUGGUCAAUUGGUGCAACUGAUUGACAAAACGUCAGACAGGUUACCUUUAAUUCCCCAGAAUAGCAAAGGCAACAUGUUGCAGCUUUAUGAGGAUGUGCCUACAAAUUGGGAUGCGUGGGAUGUCGAAAUUUAUCAUUUGCAAAAGUACCGCAGCUUGGAAGGCAACGGAACUCUAAAGAUUGUUUCGAGCGGACCGUUGAAAGCCGAACUUGAAUUCCGGCAACCGAUUUCCAAUGCGAGUUACAUCCAGCAACGCAUCAGUUUGACCUGCAUCGGCAAACGGAUUGAAUUUGAUAACUUUGUCGAAUGGCAUGAAGAUCGUCAGUUCCUGAAAGUUGAAUUCACUUGGGAUAUCAAUUCAGAUCAUGCUACGUACGAUAUUCAAUAUGGUGUACUUCGUCGUCCGAAUAUCUACAAUACCACUCACGAUUCAGCCCGAUUUGAAGUAUGCGGUCACAAAUUCGCAGAUCUAUCAGAGGCAAGCUAUGGUGUUGCCUUAUUGAACGAUUGCAAGUACGGUUAUGCAACGCACGGCAAUGUGCAGCGCCUAUCCCUGCUGCGCUCACCUAAAGGACCUGACGACCAAGCCGAUAUGGGGCAACACAAGUUCCGAUAUGCAAUCUACCCACAUUCGCAGUAUUUUGCUGCCUCGGACGUGAUGCAUGAAGCUCUAGACUUUAACGUGCCGUUGUCACUUCGUUAUGCCCAAGGAAGCGAAUCCGAAAUCAAUUUCACACUAGGCUCCAUGUUCGUGGUCACUCCUUCCAAUCGUAUCAUCAUCGAUACAGUUAAACUGGCGGAAGAUGAUAAUGAUCGCGGUAAUAUCAUUAUCUUGCGUCUGUACGAGGGCUAUGGUGGGCAAGCCUCAGCAAAACUGCAAUGUUCUUUGAACGUCAGCCGGAUGUUGGUUUCCAACGUCUUGGAAGAUGAUACUGAGAACGUUCUUGUAGCUCAACCGGACGGCUAUCAGCUCACCUUUAAAGCGUUUCAAAUAAUGACGCUAAAGGUGUAUUUGGCUGUAUGAUCCAAGCACACUUGUUUUUGCCGGGUGACACGAAAAAAGUUCUAGUGGAUGGUGGCACGGAUAGGCUGGUGCAACACUGUAAAGUUGUACUCCGCUCGAAUAAGACAAUCCAUAGUUUCUGUAUUCUUUUUUUUUUCUCGCUU
Radiomyces spectabilis is the source of this 3404-nucleotide messenger RNA. Its product is annotated as galactose mutarotase-like domain-containing protein. Gene Ontology annotation, biological process: oligosaccharide catabolic process; mannose metabolic process. Gene Ontology annotation, molecular function: carbohydrate binding; alpha-mannosidase activity. The coding region runs from base 22 to 3261 and encodes 1079 amino acids. NCBI's taxonomy places the organism in Eukaryota, Fungi, Mucoromycota, Mucoromycetes, Mucorales, Radiomycetaceae. The record is from RefSeq and is a predicted model, not a curated record. The transcript has 32 exons. Gene Ontology annotation, cellular component: fungal-type vacuole membrane.